AUUUUCCACUUCCUGGUUGGAUGCUGUAACAAUGGCGGCGGCUGCACGGUUUCUGCUCAGGAGUGCAAGCUCAAAGGGGGCUAUUUCUAAUGUACACGGUGGCGUGCCCAGUUGCUUGGGUAUUACUUUGGCGAAGCUUUCUCCAAGCGUUUCGCCCACUUCCAAAACCCACAGGAGGCAUGUCUCCCAUUUCACCUUUCAGCCUGACCCGGUGACCACUGACUAUGGGCCCACUGUGAAGAUGAACCUGUUCCAGUCGAUAACCAGUGCCUUGGACAACACACUUGCCGCAGAUCCGACAGCAGUAAUCUUUGGGGAAGACGUUGCCUUUGGUGGAGUAUUCCGCUGUACAGUUGGCCUUCGAGACAAGUAUGGUAAAGACCGUGUGUUCAACACUCCCCUGUGUGAACAAGGCAUUGUGGGAUUUGGCAUCGGUGCCGCCGUGGCAGGAGCCACAGCCAUCGCAGAGAUCCAGUUCGCCGAUUACAUUUACCCGGCAUUCGAUCAGAUUGUGAAUGAGGCAGCAAAGUACAGGUACCGCUCCGGUAACCUUUUUGACUGUGGGAACCUGACCAUCCGUGCCCCGUGGGGUUGCGUGGGCCACGGAUCCCUCUACCACUCCCAGAGCCCUGAAGCCUUCUUUGCCCACUGCCCUGGUAUCAAGAUUGUGGUCCCCAGGGGCCCUGUACAAGCUAAGGGCCUCCUGCUGUCCUGCAUUGCAGACCAAAACCCCUGCAUCUUCUUUGAGCCCAAGAUCCUCUACAGAGCUGCCGUGGACCAAGUCCCCACGGAAUCCUACACCAUCCCCCUAUCGCAAGCCGAUGUUCUGCUGGAAGGAAGUGACGUCACGCUGGUCGCCUGGGGAACACAGGUCCAUGUGAUGAGGGAGGUUGCUGAAAUGGCCCAGGAGAAGCUGGGAGUGUCCUGUGAACUCAUUGACCUGCAGACCAUCCUCCCCUGGGACACGGAGACCGUCUGCAAGUCGGUGGCAAAGACUGGGAGGCUUCUCAUCAGCCACGAGGCUCCAGUCACAGGUGGCUUUGCUGCAGAGAUCAGCUCGACUGUACAGGAGGAGUGUUUCCUGAACCUGGAGGCGCCCAUCGCCAGAGUGUGUGGCUACGACACGCCAUUCCCCCACAUCUUCGAGCCCUUCUACAUCCCUGACAAAUGGAAGUGCUUCGAUGCUGUCAAAAAGAUGAUCAACUACUGACCACCCCCACCCCUCUCCAUGUGCCUGGGAGCUGCUGAACGUAACCGUUAGGACCUACAUGUCUCCUCCCUCUCCUCUCCUCUCCUGUCCUCUCUUCCAGAGCCAGAGGGAGGAUCCCCUUAGCGUAGCCUUGGUCUGAUCAGACAUCGCGAAAGCACACAAGACUGUUACCACGGAUCUGAAGACUAAUACGAAAGGGAACCUUUUAACGAUUUUUGUCUUCUUGUUUUUUCCUUUCCUCUUUUUUUUUCUCGGAAACAAACAUCACAACUCAAGUGCUCCUCAUGGCAAUGCAUGGAUCACAGACACUAAUGUAGAUAUUCUAUGGAUGCUUUGCUGUAGGUAGCUGUCUCGCCCCCCCUAGCCCCUUAGCCCCAGCCCUCUCUUCUCCUUUUUUGACCACGUGUUGCUCCCUCAUCAGUUUACUGUGUUGAUGACCUUUCUUGCCUGUUUGUUUUUGUUUUUUGCCUUUUUGUCAUCAUUAUGUUGUGUACCAACCUUUUUCUUCUGCCUUUGUCCAUUGGGGACGUGUGGUUUUUAAGGAAAUUAAAGAAUGUGAUUUUUUGCAGUGUCAAAA
Molecule: messenger RNA, 1787 nt
Organism: Engraulis encrasicolus (European anchovy)
Lineage: Eukaryota; Metazoa; Chordata; Actinopteri; Clupeiformes; Engraulidae
Gene: bckdhb
Product: branched chain keto acid dehydrogenase E1 subunit beta
Exons: 11
Coding region: 32-1210 (392 amino acids)
Biological process (GO): branched-chain amino acid catabolic process; response to nutrient
Molecular function (GO): catalytic activity
Source: RefSeq, a predicted model, not a curated record